ACGCGCACAAAGGCUCACGAGCGCUCCUCUCGCGCUCGUUUCCCGGGACUCUCCGCGGUUUUACGUUUGUCUCUUUUCACGCGGAGCUGAUGCGCACCGGGCCGGAGUGAAGAUGCUGCGCGGAAUUCCGGUGCUGUUGUUGCUGGGGGCUGCAGACCUGAGCAGAGCCUAUGUGUUCCAGGCCAGUCGCCCAUCAGAGGGAGGAGACCCCCCCUCCUCCCAGACCAAAGUGGUCUCAGAGUGGGUUAGCUCUGCAGGUUCGUGCUUGGGCAGAUGUUUUGAGCUAGAGGAGGCCAAACCUCCAGGAUGCAGAUGUGAUAACCUGUGUAAGACCUACCUGAGCUGCUGCAGCGACUUCGACGACCACUGCCUCAAAACAGAGGGAGGGUUCGAGUGCUCCGAGGACAGAUGUGGAGAGGAGAGGAACAAGAAUCACGCCUGUCACUGCUCCGAGGACUGUUUAGAGCAAGGAGACUGCUGCUCCAACUACAGGUCAACAUGUAAAGGUGAGAGUUCGUGGGUACAGGACGAGUGUGAGGAGAUCAGGACGCCCGAGUGUCCUGCUGGGUUUAUCCGUCCUCCUCUGAUCAUGCUUUCUGUGGAUGGCUUCAGAGCCUCGUAUCUGAAGAAAGGACGAUCGGUCAUCCCCAACCUGCACAAACUCAGGACGUGUGGGACGUCCUCUCCUUACAUGAGGCCAGUGUAUCCGUCUAAAACCUUCCCAAACCUCUACUCUCUGGCCACGGGCCUGUACCCGGAGUCCCAUGGCAUUGUGGGAAACACGAUGCACGACCCAGUAUUCAACGCUACGUUCACCCUGAGAGGACGCGAGAAGCUCAACCAUCGUUGGUGGGGAGGCCAGCCGAUCUGGAUCACAGCAGAGAAACAGGGAGUGAAGGCCGCCUCCUUCUUCUGGCCUUGGGUCAUUCCUCUGGAGAGAAGGAUCCUGACCAUCCUCAACUGGCUGCACUUGCCGGACAACGUCAGGCCAUAUGUUUACGCGGUGCACUCAGAGCAGCCGGACACAUUUGGGCACAGACUUGGACCUCUCAGCAGCGAGUUGGACAACCCUCUGCGUGAGAUCGAUAACGUCAUUGGACAGCUCAUGAAUGGUCUCAAACAGAUGAACCUUCAUCGCUGUGUCAACGUCAUCAUCGUCGGGGACCACGGGAUGGAAGAGGCUCACUGUGACCGUACAGAGUUCCUGAUCUCAUAUCCUCUGAACAUCGACGAGAUCAACCUCAUCCCAGGAUCACUUGGACGGAUACGACCCAGAGACCCCAAAUCUCCAACAUACGACCCUCGCGUGGUGGUGGCAAACCUCACAUGUAAAAUGCCCACUCAGCAUUUUAAACCCUACCUGAAGCAACAUCUACCCAAACGGCUCCACUACGCCAACAACAGGCGGAUCGAGGAUGUGCACCUGCUCAUGGAGAGGAAGUGGCACGUCGCAAAGAAAAUGCGAGAAAUUGAAAAGUUGAGGACUCGCUGUCUUUUCAAUGGAGACCACGGCUUUGACAACAAAAUCAACAGCAUGAGGACAAUCUUCAUCGGUCAUGGCCCAAGCUUUAAGUUCCGUAAAAUGGUUCCAGAGUUUGAGAACAUCGAGCUCUACAACGUCAUGUGUGAUCUGUUGGACCUUAGUCCGGCCCCAAACAACGGCACAUAUGGUAGCCUCAACGACAUGCUGCGCAACCCGCCAUUUAGCCCUGUCCAGCCAGAGGAAGUGACCUCACCAACCCCGCCCCUCGACCCCUAUGCCAUCGAUUCUUACGACCUAGGCUGCAGCUGCGACGAUGAGAACAAAGUGGAGGAGACCAUCGUCCCAUUCAGUCCUCCAGACGAGCUUUACUUCUACAACACCUCUCAUCUGCCUUUCGGGCGUCCAGCUGUGCUCUUCCACACUCACUACUCUCUCCUUCAUCACAUGGAGUUCAUCAGUGGAUACAGUAGAGAGCUGGCCCUGCCUCUGUGGGCAUCCUACACCAUACCUGCACAGGGCGACAUGUCUCUCUCUGACCCCCCCUCUUCUCACACUUGUCUCAGAGCAGACCCUCGAGUCUCUCCCAUCCACAGUCAGAGCUGCAGCAUUUAUCAUCAGCACCAACAACUCAGCUAUGGCUUUCUUUUUCCUCCAGAAUUAGCCACUUCUGCGGAGUCCAGAUUCAAUGCUUCUCUCAUCACAAACACAGUCCCCAUGUACCCGGCCUUUAAAAGAGUGUGGGGCUACCUCCAGGGGGUGCUGUUUAGGCGGUAUGCAGAAGAAAACAACGGCGUAAACAUUUUGGUGGGACCGGUGUUCGACCAUAACCACGACGGCCUCAGGGACACGGUGGAGCAGAUCAGAGAGUACACGUCCGAGGCCCCGCCCCUCCCCAGUCACAUGUUUACUGUGGUUUCCAGCUGUGCAGAGUUCAACACAACUGUGGAUGAGUGUGAAGAACAGAUAGAACUGCUCUCCUUCAUCCUGCCCAUCAGAGAGGACAACACAGAGGCAUGCAAUAGUGGGGAGCCCGAGUCCCAGUGGGUGGAGGACAUUCUGCAGAUGCACACAGCUCGUGUCCGGGACAUCGAGAUCCUAACCGGCCUGGACUUGUUCAGAUCCACAAACCUGACCCAAGUCCAAGUCCUGAAACUCAAGACGCACAUGCACACCUUCGAACUUGAUGACUGAACCCCAAAUAUACACCAAAUAUUUAAAAAUACUCAAAUGUAAUAAACUAUAAACUUACAAACAGGAGGUACUGAGAGGGGGAGGGGUAAUUCACUGCAAAAACUCCACUUUUACUUUAAUCUGAGGAGUUUUUUACCAUGUUAAAUCCUAUUACUUUGACACUCUAUGUAACUGCUCAUCUCCAUGGAGAUGUGCUGCCUGGAAUGUCCCACAGUAUGGCAUUAUCUGUCUUGCAUUUGAUUUGUUGUUUUUAUUCCUUGAAAAGUAUCAUUCUGUCUGUAGGGUUGUCACUUCUCCACAGAUAUGACCUGUAACUUGGCCUAUAUUGGUGCCACCUGCCUAACUCAGUGGUGACAGAUCUGUUAAAUGCCAUACUGUGGAAUAUUCCACUGAAUCAAAAAAGUUCCAUACUGUGGUUUUACUGUAAAUGACUUAUGUAAGAAUGGGUUUUACUCAAAUCUGAAUUAUGACAAAGCUGAUUGCUUCAAAAAUGUUUGUCAGAUGCUCUCCCAUCCUCCUGAUGUAUAUCCCUGUGUGUCAGAUGCCCUCCCAAGCUCAUUUAUCCUUGUGUGUCAGAUCCCUUUCCGUCCUCCUUUAUCCCUGUGUGUCAGAUGCCCUCCCGUCCUCCUGUAUCCCUGUGUGUCAGAUGCCCUCCCAUGCUCCUGAUGUACAUCCCUGUGUGUCAGAUGCUCUAAAAUCCCUACAUGUCAGACUGAGACGGGGGAGAUGUUGUUGUCAUUGGAUAGAUAUGAUCAGGUUUAUGAAUUUUCUGUUUAGAGAUUUUCAAAUAGUGGUUCAUCGAUUCACUAACAUUUCGUGACAUUUCACAUUGUGUUGAGUUGAGCUGAUACUGAGGAGAGUGCACAGAGGUGAUGUUUGAGGACAGAUAUUUUCAUGUGAAUCUUCAUUUAGUUUUGUCAAAUAAAAACAAAUUCAAGUGUC
This is a messenger RNA of Periophthalmus magnuspinnatus, 3616 nucleotides long. Its product is annotated as ectonucleotide pyrophosphatase/phosphodiesterase family member 2-like. Gene Ontology annotation, molecular function: phosphatidylcholine lysophospholipase A1 activity; scavenger receptor activity; calcium ion binding. NCBI's taxonomy places the organism in Eukaryota, Metazoa, Chordata, Actinopteri, Gobiiformes, Gobiidae. The transcript is spliced from 25 exons. Gene Ontology annotation, biological process: immune response; phosphatidylcholine catabolic process. Bases 113 to 2674 code for a protein of 853 amino acids. The record is from RefSeq and is a predicted model, not a curated record.